UUCGAGCCCACUUACGAAAUGAACUCUAUUGCUUCCGCAUUAUCGUCGAAGCUUAAGCACAUCAACAUCAUCGUGAUUGACAUACCCGGACAGAAAAGAGUCGCAAAUUGGGCCUUUAUCACAGGUGUUUCGCGAUGAGGGACAACUGACCGGGCCAAUCCCUUGAUCCCUAAAAGGUCCGAACCCCACCACCUUCCGGCUCAGGAGAGCAACAAAACCACCUUCACCGACUUUUUCUUGCAAUUUCGAGCUUCAUCAGCAAUUGCAGACCAUGGCGGCCUCAAGUCUUGCUCUGCGGGCCCACUUGGGACGGCUGGCAACGCGAACAGGAAGCUCGACGAGAAGAACGCCGUCACAACUCACACGACCAUGGAUUUGCCGCCAAUGCUCACAAUCGAGCUUGAAUUCCGCCCCAAUUGGACGUCGUACCUUCUAUACCAGCUCUGCCAGUGAUGAGGCCAACAGCUCGCGCACUGCCGCAGUCUCACGACGGGCAUACCUACCCCUUGAUACGUUUGCACGUCGCCACAUCGGUCCUUCAGCAGAUUGUACGGAGCAGAUGCUGAAAGAAUUGGAUCCUCCUGUCAAGAGCUUGGAUGACUUUGUCAAGCAAGUUCUCCCUAGCGAUAUCUUAUCUUCGACAGAUCUCGAAAUCGAUGCGGCAAGAUCUGGAGGGGAGGAAGGAUUUACGGAAUCUCAACUUUUGGCGAGACUUCGAGCCAUUGCAUCGAAAAACACAAUUAUGCGGAGCUAUAUUGGAUGUGGAUAUGCAGGGACAAGAGUUCCAGAGGUUAUUAAGAGGAAUGUCUUGGAAGGGCCGGGGUGGUACACAAGUUAUACCCCAUACCAGCCAGAGAUCAGCCAGGGUCGCUUGGAAUCACUGUUGAAUUUUCAGACACUGGUCUGCGACUUGACAGCGUUGCCAAUUUCCAAUGCAUCUUUGCUAGAUGAGUCUACUGCUGCUGCGGAGGCUAUGACUUUGUCCAUGAAUGCUCUGCCAGCUUCCAGACAAAAAGGCAAGAGUAAGACAUUCCUCGUGAGCCACUUGGUCCACCCACAGACGAAGGCAGUGUUGCGAAGUCGAGCGGAUGGAUUUGAUAUCAAGAUCGAGGUUGCAGACGUUCUCGCAGAUGGGGGAAAGAGAGUUAAGGAGCUUGGCAAAGAUCUUGUGGGAGUCCUUGUUCAGUAUCCGGACACCGAGGGCGGCGUGGAGGAUUAUAAGGGGCUCGCUAAUACUAUUCACGAGCAAGGAGCAACCUUAAGUGUUGCUACGGAUCUUUUGGCCUUGACGGUCCUGACGCCACCGGGAGAAUUCGGCGCCGAUAUUGCCUUUGGGAAUGCUCAGCGAUUUGGUGUGCCAUUUGGUUAUGGUGGACCCCAUGCAGCCUUCUUUGCUGUUAGUGAUAAAUACAAGCGAAAAAUCCCAGGACGUCUGAUCGGAGUGUCGAAAGACAGAUUGGGCGAUAAAGCGAUGAGGUUGGCUUUGCAAACCAGAGAGCAGCAUAUUCGACGAGAAAAGGCGACGAGCAAUGUUUGCACUGCCCAAGCAUUGUUGGCGAAUAUGAGCGCAUUCUACGCCAUUUACCAUGGACCACAAGGCCUCAAGAAAAUUGCUGAGAGGGCUAUCAAUGGUGCCAGAAUCUUGGAGCAAGGUCUCAAGGAUCUGGGCUUCGAGACCGGAUCUCGAGGAAAGGGAGAGGAUGGGCGAGUACUCUUCGACACAGUUGUUGUUAAUACCGGCCAAGGAAAAGCCGACGAAGUUUUGCAACAUGCUAUCAAGACAUACAGCAUCAAUCUGAGAAAGUUUGACCAUAGUCGACUAGGUAUAACUGUUGACGAGACAGUGGAUUCCAAAGAUCUGGAGGAAAUAUUGUCGAUAUUCAAGGACUUUGCUUCAUCGAAGGAGGAUAUCCACAUCGAUCAGAUCAUUGAGUCUUUACCUGGCAACGGGAAGCUUGAGCUCCCCAACGCUUUCAAGAGGACAUCUGAAUAUCUCACCCAUCCAGUCUUCAACACCCAUCAUUCAGAGACCGAGCUCCUUCGAUAUAUCCACCACCUUCAAUCAAAGGACCUUUCUCUCACUCACUCCAUGAUCCCAUUAGGCUCGUGUACGAUGAAGCUUAACGCUACAACAGAGAUGGCUCCUGUCACCUGGCCGGAAUUUUCUUCGCUUCAUCCUUUCGUUCCAGGCGACCAAGCCGCUGGGUACAAGAUCAUGAUUGACGAGUUAGAAGCUGAUCUGGCCACGAUCACUGGCUUCCAUGCUGUAUCAUUGCAACCGAAUUCCGGUGCCCAGGGCGAAUUUACUGGGCUUCGUGUCAUUCGGAAGUAUCAGGAACAGCAGCCUGGAAAGAAGCGGGACAUUUGCUUGAUUCCUGUCUCUGCUCACGGCACUAAUCCAGCGUCUGCAGCGAUGGCUGGCAUGCGUGUGGUUACCGUCAAGUGUGAUACAAAGUCCGGUAAUUUGGACAUGGCAGAUUUGACAUCAAAGUGUGAGAAAUACAGCGAGGAGCUCGGCGCAAUCAUGAUCACAUACCCUAGCACUUUCGGCGUCUUCGAGCCCGAGAUCAAAGCUGUUUGUGAUGUUGUUCAUCAACACGGUGGGCAAGUCUACAUGGACGGUGCGAAUAUGAAUGCUCAAAUCGGGCUAUGCUCGCCCGGUGAGAUUGGCGCUGAUGUAUGCCAUCUCAAUCUUCAUAAGACCUUCUGCAUUCCUCAUGGUGGUGGUGGGCCUGGAGUUGGCCCAAUUGGCGUCAAGUCCCACUUGGCUCCAUUCCUUCCCGGACACCCGUUAGUGAAGACGGGUGGCGACAAGGCCAUUGCGCCUGUCAGUGGAGCCCCAUGGGGAAGCGCUAGCAUUUUGCCUAUCAGCUGGGCAUAUAUCAAGAUGAUGGGUGGACGAGGCUUGACUCACGCCACUAAGAUCACCCUCCUUAAUGCAAACUACAUCAUGUCUCGCCUCCGCCCCCACUACCCUAUCCUCUAUACGAACGCCAACUCCCGCUGCGCCCACGAAUUCAUUCUCGACGUCCGCGGCUUCAAAGAAACUGCCGGAAUCGAAGCUAUCGACGUUGCCAAGCGCCUCCAAGACUACGGCUUCCACGCCCCAACCAUGAGCUGGCCCGUAGCCAACACCCUAAUGAUUGAGCCCACGGAAUCCGAAAGCAAGGAAGAACUCGAUCGCUUCAUCAACGCCUUGAUCACCAUCCGCGAAGAGAUCAAAGCUAUCGAAGACGGGAAAGCGCCACGAGAAGGCAAUGUUUUAAAAAUGGCGCCGCAUACACAGAAGGACUUGAUUGUUGGGGAGUGGGAUCGUCCUUAUACCCGGGAGCAGGCAGCGUAUCCUCUCCCUUGGCUGAAGGAGAAGAAAUUCUGGCCUAGCGUUACAAGGUUAGAUGAUGCAUACGGGGACCUGAACCUCUUCUGUACCUGCGGCCCCGUCGAUCCAGUCGACGAAGCAGACGGCAUUACUGGGGCUGCGGCACCAAGCCCUACUUAAUUGUACUGUGUACGAUGAACGAAUGAGAUAGAAAGGUGGAGUAAUUUCAACAAAUGAAGCAAGGAGUUGGGGCGGCCUUUUCUGCAACCAAAUGAAGCAGCAUGUGAGUUGGCGUUUAGAUGAGUUUGGCUUCAACUGCCAUGGGUGGAUAGAUCAUUUGAUUUCGGUAGUUUGGGAAGGCUAAUUUAAGUGACAAAAUGAAAUAUAGAUGAUACUCUU
Molecule: messenger RNA, 3718 nt
Organism: Hyaloscypha bicolor E
Lineage: Eukaryota; Fungi; Ascomycota; Leotiomycetes; Helotiales; Hyaloscyphaceae
Product: glycine dehydrogenase
Exons: 3
Coding region: 272-3499 (1075 amino acids)
Biological process (GO): glycine decarboxylation via glycine cleavage system
Cellular component (GO): mitochondrion; glycine cleavage complex
Molecular function (GO): glycine binding; pyridoxal phosphate binding; glycine dehydrogenase (decarboxylating) activity
Source: RefSeq, a predicted model, not a curated record